AAUGAUUGCUUCGAAGCUGUAACUCAUCAAGUGCGUGGAGUUUGUCGUAGCUAACUAUUUCCCAAAGAGGAAAUCAUGGUACCAGGCAUUAGAUAGGAGAUUGUCGUACCCAUGCUACCACCAAGAGUCCAAGACUAAACGUGUGGGGUAGAUCCCAAGAAACAGGUGCAGUUUGAUAGUUACAUUGCGGUAGGAGGUUAGUAGACAGGCUAAUUGGAACUUCAACCUUACCCGAUGCGCCAUCGUUGGUAAUUACUACUCCAUCCGAUAAUUGCUGCAGCGCCAUGGAUGGGCAAAUUGACGACUUCGUCUUCGUUAGCCACGAAGAUGCCGAUUUCGCACAACUCAAGCUCGGCUAUCUUGGCGAGAUUAGUGAUUUCAUUGACAACAUAGCAGAUGACUUGUGGCCUGUGAACAAGAAAAUCCAUGAUAAUCCUGAGCUGGGCUAUGAGGAAUUCAUUGCUCAUGAGACCCUAACAAAGUUCAUGGCUAGCAGGCCAGGAUGGAAAGUGACUCCGUCUGCCUAUGGCCUGGCUACAGCAUGGGUUGCUGUAUUUGAUAGUAAAAAGAAAGGUCCUGUGGUAUCAUUUAAUGUGGAAAUGGAUGCAUUGGAUGGGAUUGGACAUGCGUGCGGCCACAAUCUCAUUGCCACCGCAUCUGUAGCUGGCGGAUUGGCGACGGCCAAAAUAAUGGAAGAGUAUGGAUUGGGUGGGAAAGUUGUCAUGUUUGGAACUCCUGCAGAGGAAGGAGGAGGUGGUAAAAUCAAACUCUUGGAAGCUGGAGCCUACCGAGAUCACAAUGUCGACAUCAACUUGAUAUCUCAUCCUGGCAUCACGGCGGAUACCGCUCUGAUGCGGACAUCUGCGUAUACCGCAUUUAAGGUUGAAUAUUUUGGACGUGAAGCCCAUGCCGCUGCAAGUCCUUGGCUAGGUAUUAACGCCCUUGAUGCGUUGAUCACGGCUUAUAAUUCAUUGUCCGUGCUCCGCCAACAAACGAUGCCGGGUGAUGUCAUCCAAGGAAAUAUCACUAAUGGCGGGGUUCGACCGAAUGUAAUCCACGCUUACACGGCUGGUAAUUUCGUGACGCGCGCCAAUACCCAAGACAGGGUUAAGGAAUUGAAGAAGAAGGUCGACGCCUGCUUCGAAGCUGGAGCGACGGCAACAGGUGCAACGCUGAAGAUGACUCCAGUACAAUCUUACGCUGACCACGUCCCUAAUCGAGUAUUGGGCGGUUCGUAUCGAAAGUACUUCAAUGCGCUGUCACCUCCGCGACCAAUCCCGGGAAACGAUGAUCAGGAUGAGGUCGAAGGUCGAACGAUGGCCAGUACAGAUCAAGGCGAUAUAAGCUAUGCGAUGCCUAGCUUAAGCGCAGGUUUCGCUAUCCCACCGGGUCCAGGAGGGAACGGGCCUCAUAAUCCUGAAUUUGCGAAGGCGGCCGGAACAAGAGUUGCAUUCGAGAGAUGUCUUCGAGUAGGAAAGGCUCUUGCUGGCACAGCCCUGGAUGUUCUAACAGAAGACGGACUCUUGGAAGAAGUGAAGAGGGCAUGGCGAAGAGAGAUUAAAGGGGAGUGACAUACCCCAAGAUGACUGUUCAUUUGUUCAAUUGUUCAUUCAGAGUGUCAAGAAAUGUGAUUGUAAUCUGGAGAUGUUUGGGGAAUUGGAGAAUUUAGGUAGCUUGGAAUUAUUAUUACGUGCACCUGUUCACACGGACAUAGUGCAUAGUGCCUGCCCAGAUUCAAUUGUACAACACAGUACGCAAGGAGUCACACUUGCCAGACUUGCAUUAUAUCAAUAUAAUAC
Molecule: messenger RNA, 1799 nt
Organism: Annulohypoxylon maeteangense
Lineage: Eukaryota; Fungi; Ascomycota; Sordariomycetes; Xylariales; Hypoxylaceae
Exons: 5
Coding region: 285-1571 (428 amino acids)
Molecular function (GO): dipeptidase activity
Source: RefSeq, a predicted model, not a curated record